AGUAAACAAAUUUAACCCAGGUACAUUUCGCCGUAAUAGUUGUACAUUCCAGGAAUAACAACUAACAACUACCUGACUUGACUCCAAUUUCAUUGCCUACAUGGAUCUUCUCCGUUACUCCGCCUCCCGCUUCCCUGCAGCUCAUCCUCAACUUCCCUUCCGUACGCCACUUGGCCGGCGGUUCGUCGCCGUUAGGUCGAGUUUGAACCUUCCGUUCGCGGAGCAGAAAGGCAAGUAUUAUAGCGAGCUCGAAGCCGCUGUUGAUGUUGUCGAACGAGCUUGUCGUCUCUGCGUUGAUGUGAAGAAGUCACUGUUCUCAAGUGAUGGUAGGAUUCUUGAGAAAAAUGACCAGACCCCAGUCACCAUUGCAGAUUUUGGAGUGCAGGCUUUAGUUAGCUUGGAGAUGAACAGACUUUUUCCCUCCAUCCCUCUGGUGGCUGAAGAGGACUCUGCAUUCUUGCGUUCAAAUAAUCUGGUUGGCUCAGUGGUUGAUGUUGUAAAGGAUAAAGCAACUUUAGGAGAUGAAGUAACAGAAGAUAAUAUUUUGAAAGCAAUUGACAGAGGGGGAAAGGAUGCUUAUGUAUUUGCGCCUGAGCCAGCCACUUACUGGAUUCUGGAUCCUAUUGAUGGUACACGAGGGUUUGUUAAAGGUAGUGAGGCUCUCUAUGUGGUUGGUUUGGCACUUGUAGUUGAAGGAAAGAUUGUCUUAGGAGUCAUGGGCUGCCCCAAUUGGCACGAAGACUGUUCUGAUAAUUCUAUCAUUGGGGUCCAAGAAAAUCAAAGUUCCAGAUCAGGGAUCAUCAUGGUUUCUCAUGUGGGUUGUGGAACAUGGACAAAGAGGUUGUCAGACAUACUAACCAAUGAGUCACCUCACACUUGGACCAGAUGCUCUGUUGACAGCUGCCAAAUGGUGCAGGGGGCACGCGUUACUAUUCCUGAAAGUCAAACAUGGAAAUCUUUACCCUUGUCAGGUUUAUUUGAUGCAAAAACAGACUCUGAGAACAUAGGAGAAGGGAACAUACUUCUUCUGUCUGCAUGCUGUGGGAGUUUGUGCAAAUAUCUGAUGGUGGCUUCUGGUAGAGCAUCGGUUUACAUUCAGGGGAAGAAGGCGACAUCUAUUAUCAAGGUCUGGGACCACGCUGUUGGAAUCAUAUGUGUCCAUGAAGCUGGAGGGAAGGUGACUGACUGGGAAGGAAGUUCACUUGAUUUUGCAGCAGAUCAAACUGAACGGAGACUCAUCUUUCCUUCAGGCGGUGUUCUUGUAACUAAUGGGAGCUUACAUAGCAAGAUUAUUGGAAUGAUCUCUUCAAAUUCAUCAGUUCUUUGACAUUCUUUUUGGCAUUAUUGUGACAAAUCAAUAAUCAGAUACUAAUGAAGAUUUCCGCCAAUUCAUCAAUUGUUAAUGAUACUUGCAUUCUUUUGACGAAUCACAGCAUAUAGCAGUAUACAUAUCAAUGUCUCUCCGUUUUCUU
Molecule: messenger RNA, 1472 nt
Organism: Solanum stenotomum
Lineage: Eukaryota; Viridiplantae; Streptophyta; Magnoliopsida; Solanales; Solanaceae
Product: putative PAP-specific phosphatase, mitochondrial
Exons: 9
Coding region: 101-1327 (408 amino acids)
Biological process (GO): sulfate assimilation
Molecular function (GO): 3'(2'),5'-bisphosphate nucleotidase activity
Source: RefSeq, a predicted model, not a curated record